CAUGAAAAAAGCGAACGUAAACAAAAGGGAUUAAAGAAGAAUCAAGCAAGCUAUUGAGAAGGACAUUGUCAGGAGAACUGAAAGCUCAUUAGGGUCGGUGGAGAUAAGUUUAUUAAUAAUGGGAUGUGAAUUGGGAAAACUGGCAACGAGUGGUGAUAAUAAAAAAGAGGUGGAAAACAAUGUGAAUGAACCGCCUGCACCAGCGGCACCAGACCCUCGUUUACCACUCACAGCACGUCAGAAAUACUCAAUGGUGGCAUCAUGGAAAGGAAUUAGUCGAGCCAUGGAGACAACUGGCAUCAACAUGUUUAUCAAACUUUUUGAAGAACACGCCGAGCUUAUAAACUUAUUUGACAAAUUUCGAGAGUUGAAGACAAGAGAGGAACAAGCAAGAUCUGAAGAAUUGGCAGAACAUGCCAACAAAGUGAUGGAGACGCUUGAUGAAGGCAUUAGAAGCUUAGAUGAACUUGAUGUAUUCUUUCAAUAUCUUCAUGACGUUGGUGCGUCGCAUACACGAAUUCCAGGAUUUACUGCAGAUCAAUUUUGGAAAAUUGAAAAGCCUUUUCUCGCAGCUGUGUCAUCAACUCUUGGCGAUCGAUAUACAGAUAAUGUCGAAGGAAUUUACAAAAUCACUAUCAAAUUUAUCAUUGAAACACUCAUCGAGGGCUUUGAGAAAGGUCAACAGAGACAAAAUCAUGUAGGAAAUAGUAAAAAUGUAAAUUCUUGUAGUAACAAUACAAAUGGUGCCAAUGCAACAACCACGAUAAAUGGUGAUAGUAGCUGUAAGGCAAAACUAUCAAACGAUGCUUCAUGAACAUAAAUAUUGUGUGGAAAAACUUAAACAUUUCAAGUUGCGUCACAUCUUUUGGUUUCCAUUAACUGAUUAAUUUUUUUCUACAUCAUGAAGACAGCAGAAAAAAGUUUUGUUGAAGAAGUUUCUGACUUCAAAAUUAUGUUCAUGAAAGAGUGAUAAAAAAUAAAUUCAAGAAAAAAGAAAGUUAAUUAGGAAAGGCUAAAAAUUUGCCGAACUAUGCUAUGGUUCCGAAGAAGCAAAGGACCAAAAAGUACGAGCAUAUUUUUUACACUUUUUACUCACCAAUCGAGGUGAUGAUAAUGAUGAUUUUUGGGUUGGCUUAUUUAAAAUGUUAAGUAAAUUUUUCUUAACCUUAGUCGAGGCUGAGAGGAAACAUUUAGCCAGAAAACUAAUUAAAAAAUGUAAAUUGAUCAUUAGAUGAAAGGAAAAAAAAGCCAUUGAUAUUAAGCAUGGUAAAACAUACCCCAGCAUAGCUUAUAAGUAAGAUUUUAAUAAUAAUGACAAGUAAAUUUUCUUUGUGUGGUGUUGUUGCCAACUUAGAAGAACAAAAUGUUUGUGUUAUGG
Molecule: messenger RNA, 1378 nt
Organism: Clunio marinus
Lineage: Eukaryota; Metazoa; Arthropoda; Insecta; Diptera; Chironomidae
Source: the annotation of a GenBank genome assembly